Molecule: messenger RNA, 1446 nt
Organism: Dentiscutata erythropus
Lineage: Eukaryota; Fungi; Glomeromycota; Glomeromycetes; Diversisporales; Gigasporaceae
Source: the annotation of a GenBank genome assembly
AUGUUACUCCCUCGUUCUACUCCACUCAUAUCCGCUGUCAUAAUCCUUCUCCUCCUUAACACAACCACAACAACCGCCAACAAAAAUGACGACAACUCUAAUUCCCUUAACAAACGCCACGAAGAAAGCGAUAAGUUUUCUAACUAUUUUUCAUCCCAUAAUAAAAAACACCACAAAAAUUCUAAAUCCCAUAAUUACCGCAAAAAUCGAAGCAGUCGCCAUAAGUCUUCAUUAGACAAAUCAGAAGAAGAUGAUGAUGAUGGUUACAAUUUUUUUAAAAAUGUUGGCAAUUAUUUUACAAAGGACAAUUCUGUAGAUAAAUCAAUAAAAAAAAUAGAAAACGAUGUCAAUAAAGAAUACCACGAUGGCCAUAAUUCAAAAGGUUAUUCAUCAGGUGACGAAUAUAAAUCCGAAAAUCACAAUAGUAAUUCUCAUUCACAAGGUCAUGAAUCAAAAAACGAUUUCUCAGAAGGACAUUCAUCAGGCAAAGGUUAUAAAUCCGGAGACCACUAUGGUAACUCUUAUUCACAAGGCCAUAAUUCAGAAGACGGUUACUCAGAAGGCCAUUCAUCAGGCAAAGAUUAUGGAUCUAAACAACACCAUAGUAACGAUAAUUAUGAUUCUGAAAAAAACCACGAUGGAUAUGGUGAACACCACAAUGGAUAUGGUGAAUCUGAAAGUCAUCACAGAGACAGUAACACUGAAUCUUCACACGAACAUGAUGUCAAUGAUUAUUAUUCACAUAACCAUGGCAAUGACUAUGAAUCACACUCACAACACGACGGAAAUAACUACCAUUCUCAAUCAAAUGAAGACGACUCUUAUCAUUAUAAUCACGGUUCUUCGGGUGACAAUGACGACUCUUAUCAUCAUAAUCACGGUUCUUCGGGUGACAAUAGACAUGGAAAUAACCCCACAACUUGUACCACUGGAGUUGGUGGCGUCGGUGGAACCACUGCUGCUGCCCCAGUUGUUGCUGGAGCCACUACUGCUCCUGGAGCUGCCACUACCUACGUCCCUCCUAAAGCUCCUGGAGCCACUACUGAUCCUCAUGUUGCUGGAGCUGCCACUACCUACGUCCCUCCUAAAGCUCCUGGAGCCACUACUAAUGCCGUUACUGGAACUCCCCAAACCACUGCUAAUGUCGCUGGCGCUCAAACAACUGACAAUGUUCUCAUUGCCCAAACAACUGGUGCACCUGUAAACGCUGCUGGAACUACUGCUAAUGUUGCUGGUGCUAAAACAACCGACAAAGUUAUCGGAGCCCAAACCACUGCUAAUGUUGCUGGUGCUAAAACAACCGACAAAGUUAUCGGUGCCCAAACCACUGCUAAUGUUGCUGAUGCUAAAACAACCGACAAAGUUAUCGGUGCCCAAACCACUGGUGCACCUGUAAACGCUGCUGGAACUACUGCUAAUGUUGCUGGUGCUAAAACAACCGACAAA